AUGGCUGCUACGACUGUUAAAACGGAUCCAAUUCAAAACGAUAAAAUGAAAUUUCGUACACAAAUUAUCGAUGGAAAGCCACGAAUAUUUUUUGACGCAAAUGAUGAGUCUUCCACAAAAUCCAAAUCCAAACGAAAUAGUCGAGCAAUAAAUACUGCAAGUCGUCUUGCAGAACAACAAAAAUCAAAAAUAAAUAAUCAAAAAUCUCCAAUACAAAAUGGAACAAAUAAACAAAGAGUUAAAACUGAACAAUCGGGAAAUAAAAUACGAGUUAAUGAUGAUGGUUCAACAUUAGGAGUUUAUAUGACUAUGGAUGAAUUAGCUGAACUUGUUAAAGCUGUAAAAGAAAAUUCUAAAACAGAACCACCACUGCCGCAACAGCAACAAUAUACUGAAACAACAGCUCCGCCUAUUGUUCCUAAAUUAGAUUUACCAUCAGAAUCUCAUCCACCUCCACCAGUUCAUAUUUCACCUCGAGAACAAGUUUUAAGUGUAAUGGCUGAAAAAAAACGUCAAAAAUGGCUCCGAGAAAAAGCUGAAAUUGAACGAUUACAAUUAGAAAUUGAAUAUGAUCAACUUAAACAUCAAUUAUCACCUCGUCAUAAACAGAAAUCUGUAUCUCCUGGUAUUAUCAAAAAAAAAAAAAAAGAACUUAAACUCUUACUUUUUUCUUAUCCUUUAGAACGAUCAACAUUUCAAUAUGAUUUUCCACCAACAACAAAUAAGCCACCAUCUGUACCAUCAGUUCCACAAUCAUUUAAACCUAAUGAUUAUCAACAUGAUAUUUCACCAAAAGUUAACGAAAUAGAUUCAAAUCAUGAUGUAAUGAAAACACAAUUAAUGGAAAAAAAACAACAACAAUGGAAACAAGAAAAUUCGGAAAAAACAACAGCUUGGAAUCCGUUUGGUCGUCCAGGUGGUGGUGCACCUAAUAUGAAUGAUAAUCAAUCGCGAACAUCUCAAUUGCCAUCCAAUAAUGUUGUAUCAUAUCGUCCACCAAUUCCACAAUAUACUGAUAAUUCAUCAUUUUCAUUGCCAUCUACAAAUAUUCAUAGUGAUCAAACACAUAUUCCAGCUGCCAUGAGAACAAAUUUAUUAUUUGGUGAUGUUCGUUUCGAAGAUGAUGUUAAAACAGCUAAAGAAAUUGAACGUCGUCAAUGGUUAGAAGGUUUACAAAAACAAGUUGAAGAAAAUAAACAUAAAAAAUCUUUUCAACAAGAAACUGAUCGUCGACAAGAUUUUUUACAUGAAAAUGUUCAACCACUUGUACAAGAAGCUGCUUAUAGACAUCAACAACAACAAAAUUUUGACAUAAAUGAAUCAAAUAAAUAUGAUAAAAGAUCUCAAUUAAUGGAUAAACUUAAACGUAAUGGAUAUCCAACAGAUUCAUUAAUUAAAACAAGUUCAGAUGCAAAAUCAGCUAGUUCAGUAUCGAAUCAAAAGACAGGUGAAAAACUUUUCGGUCCAAAUUAUGAUUCAUCAUCAGGACAGAAUAUGAAUAAUAAAGUUGAACCAUUACAUUUAAAUGUUGCAAUCGAUCGACAACAAGCUUAUCGGCCCAAAGAUGCACGUCGAGACGAAGCUGUUAAUACAGUUGACUCCACUUUUCGAAGCGAUCACAGUGUUCAAACUGAUUUUCGAGCAUUACCAAAUCGACAAACAAAUCCAUAUGCUUAUGAAGAAUCUGAUUUACCUCCUCAAGUUCCAAAUCAUCAUUAUCGUAAUUCAGGUUAUCGUAAUAUUCCAAAUCAACCAGGUAAAAAAAAUGCUCGAAUGCGUUCACUUGAUGAUAAUUAUUCAUCACGACAAACAUCAACAAUUUAUCAAACAAAUUCAACUGAUGAUGGUACAAUAUCACAAAUGAGUAAUCAACGUAGUUCUCAUGGUCCAAGUGAUGUUCAUCAUCGUCCAUUAUGGAAUUAUCGUAAUCCUGAACAUCGUGAAUAUAUUCCUAAUUCAAAACGUGAUCCACAUUAUGAAAAACGACAACGUCUUAAACAUUUUGAACAAGGCAAUUUUGAUCGUAUUGAUGAUGUACAAAAGAAAACAUGUUAUAAUCGUUGGAAUAGUGAUAGUGAAUUACAACAACAACAAAAAAGAUCAAUACCAACAAAUCGUAUACGUUCAACAGCAUCAAAAACUUCAACAUAUGGAAAUCAUAAAGAUGAAAGUAUCAUGAAUUUACUUAAGGUACAAAAUAAAUAUCAACAAGAAACAUUUGGUACAAGAAAACCAUCAUCAAUACAUACAAAAACUGAUGAAGAUUUUAAUUCUAAUCGUGGAUCAUCAUUAGACAAAUAUGAAAGUUAUAUACCUCAUACAAGAAAUGAUGAAAUAAUUGAUCGAAAUAAAAUUAAUUCACCAUCAUCACAAUCAAGAGAAACAUCACCACAUAAAGAAUUAAUAGAAACUAAUACAAAUGAUAAUUAUCAUCAACAACGAGAAUGGGAUAAUACAAGUAGACAAUAUCCACUUGUUGAAUCACCACAAUAUAAUGCGCCACAAUCAAGACAAGACCAUAUUCUACAACAAUUAUCAGCUAUUAAAGAAAAUUUGGUUCGUCGACAACGAGAACUUGCUACUUGA
Molecule: messenger RNA, 2586 nt
Organism: Rotaria sp. Silwood2
Lineage: Eukaryota; Metazoa; Rotifera; Eurotatoria; Philodinida; Philodinidae
Source: the annotation of a GenBank genome assembly